Messenger RNA from Octodon degus (degu), 1404 nucleotides. Its product is annotated as schlafen family member 12-like. Lineage: Eukaryota; Metazoa; Chordata; Mammalia; Rodentia; Octodontidae. The record is from RefSeq and is a predicted model, not a curated record. The transcript has 3 exons. Bases 1 to 1404 code for a protein of 467 amino acids.
AUGGCUGCUGCAGAAAUGAAGUUACCUAUUGUAGAAUCUGACUAUGCUGACAGAGUUAUAGAUGUAGGAACAAUCACCCUUGGAGAGGAGGCUAGGAAAAACAGGAAGGAUCAUCAACUGAACGCUCACGAGCGAGUAAACCUGCUAAGAGGUUUAUCUGCUUCACUGAAGGGUAAAGUGGCACUACUCACAGGAAAAAUGAAAAAUGAAGGCUAUGCUUAUGAACAUGGAAUAGGACAAGAUUUGGAACAGGCUUUUGGAAAGAUUGUGUCCGAUGUUCACAAUCAUCUUGAUUUCAUGGUGAGAGGAAGCACAUUUUGGUUUUUUGUGAAGUCCAGCCUAUGUGAUGGGGAGUAUGGCACCUUGAACACUCAUUUGUACCGAAGGAAUAUCACGUGUACAGACCAAAUGAAUGAGAGUGCUGCACUCAAGUUCCUCAAGGAACUGAAAAGAACUGGAGGGAGAUCAUAUUCCCCACCAAUAUUGCCAGAAGACAGGGCUUGUACUGAUGAGAGUCACAAUGAAGCAGUUGCUGCCAAAUUUUUUAACAGUAAAAGGCUUAUACAAAAGGAACUGUUCCACGUUACUGAAUCCACUAUACAAAAUGGACAAUUCCACAUUACUGAAUCCACUCAUGUUGAAAUUAAGACAUUCAGGACAGAAAAGUGGUUGCAACGCAUUAAAGAGAUGCUUCCUAAGUAUGUUUCUGCCUUUGCAAAUACUGAUGGUGGCUACUUGCUUUUUGUUUUAAAAGAAGACACAAAAGAAGAAACGGGCUUUAAAGCAGAUAAGUGUGAUCUCCUCACAUCAGAAAUGUAUAUAAAACAGACCAUCAGGAAACUGCCUGUCUAUCACUUCUGUAAGGAGAAGAAGGAGAUAGAUUACACAUGCAAAUUCCUUGAAGUCCAUGAUGAGAACCGACUUUGUGGAUUUGUCUGUGCAAUCAGAAUAGAAAAGUUCUGCUGUGCUGUGUUUGCUGAAGACCCUGACAGCUGGCAUGUGACAGAUAACUUCGUGGUGCAGAUGACUUCAAUGGAGUGGGUCGAGUUCAUGAUGCAAGUGUUAUCAAGAAAGGUGAUAUAUACUCCGAAAAGCAUCUAUAAGAAACUGUUCUUGCAACAUCAAGGACUUCAACAAUUAAUACAUAACAAAAUAGAAUCCUUCAGAGACAUUAUCCUGUUCUCCGAGAGCUUGUCUUCAGACCUGGGCUUGGAAAAGGAGGAAGACGUCAUCUGUGAUGCUCUUCUAAUCCCCAUGAGGAGUCCACCAGUCCUGUGCACCAUCUUCAUGGAAAAAGACAAGACAGGAGACGACUCUACAAGGUCGGUGCGAGCAAAUCAACUAAAACUCUAUUGUAAACGAACUGCCCAGACUUUAAAAGAGAAGCUGCUGGUGACAUUGUAG